Molecule: messenger RNA, 19227 nt
Organism: Equus caballus (horse)
Lineage: Eukaryota; Metazoa; Chordata; Mammalia; Perissodactyla; Equidae
Gene: SPATA31H1
Product: SPATA31 subfamily H member 1
Source: RefSeq, a predicted model, not a curated record
UAGUCAAAAAUCUUCACUCAAAGAAAACUCUAGAUUUGUAUGGCUUUGCCGAAAAGUUGUACCAAAUGUUGAAGGAUCAAGUAGUUCCAAUCUUAUACAAACUCUUUCAGAGCAUUAAAAAAGAGAAAACAUUUCCCAACUCACGAGUCUGGCAUAAGCUUGAUACCAAAAACCCGACAAGGACAGAACGAGGGGAAAAUCACAUGCUGGUCUCACUCAUGAAAAUAGAUAAAAAUCCUAAACAAAAUAUUAGCAACUGGAAUGCAGCAAUAUAUUUAAAGACCAAGUGCCAAAGUAACUUCUGAAAAUGUGUUCACAAGUUAAUAAUUAUUAGUAAUCAGAGAAAUUUAAGUUAAAACCACAAUGAAAUACCAUUACCACAUACACUAGAUUGGCUAAAAUUAAACAGCCUGACAACACCACAUGUUGACGUGAAAAGGGAGCAAGAAAAACUGCCAUUCACCACUGAAAGUAUUAAUUGAUGUAACACUUAAGAAGAACAGUUUGGCACUGCCUACUAAAGUUACACAUACUCUGUAACCUAGCAGUUCCCUCCUAGGUAGAUACUGUAGAGCAGGGAUGCUCAAAGUGUGGCCCCUGGACCAAGAGCAUCAGCGUCACCUGGAAACUUAUUAGAAAUGCUGAAUUCCUAGGCUUUACCCCAAACUCACUCAGUCAGCAACUCUAAGUAUAGGGCUUAGUGAUUUGUGUUUUAAGAAGCCCUCCAAAUGAUUCUGAUGCAUGUUAAAUCUUGAAAACCACUGCCACUGAGAAAUAGGAAUAUAUGUCCACCAAGAUACAUGGACAAGCAUGUUUUUAGCAGCAUUGUUUAUAAGAGUCAAACAUGGAAAACAAGCCAAAUGUCCAUGAAUAUCAUAAUAGAUAAGUAAGUUAUGGAUGGCUAUAUAAUGUAAUGAAAUAAAAAUAAAUGAAUCUCAGCUAUACAAAAUAGCAUGGAUGAUUCUCAAAUAUAAUGGUGAGUAAAUGUUUAAGACACAAAGAAUACAUUUUUAUAUAUAUAUAGAAAAAGGAUCUUGUCAAACUGUACAUACAUGUUUCAAGAACCAAAACUGUACCUCCAGCCCUAAUCUUUUGUUAGAACUCCGUGCUGGCAUAUAAUUAGCACCUGCCACAUAAUGUGUGCUCAGUAUGACAGGUUUCAUGCUUUAUAAUUUUUGCAGUGACUGGAGAGUAUUUCAGAAUAUACCAUAUUCAUUUAACCACUUCCUUGUUGAUGGACUUUUCAAGAAUAUUACUUUGGCUGCCCCAAUAGACUGAAAAUUCUAUGAGGUGAGAGACCAUGUCUGUCUUCUCCUAAGACAGUGUCUGCUCUUCAAUAGUUACUUAAUUGAUUUUCCAGAUUAACUUCCCAAUAAGAAAAAAAAACCCUGGCCAGUUUUAUUUAUCUUUGUUAUACAGAAAUUUAUUCCUUGUAAAUUUUGUCUACAGUGAAUUAACCCUAGGGAAUCCAGUCAACUCUGGGUGUAACAACAAAAUAAAUAUUCUAGACUUGGAAAAUGAGACCAUAGAUUCUGGAGUAGAGUGAUCCUCUAAGGUCAUUUAAUUUCCCUACAUGACAUCUCUUUUCUGUCUCAAUGUAACAGCAACUGGGAAGUGUGUCAAGCCUUGGAAUUAGGAAGCCAUAUAUCUCACAUUUUCUGUGAGUACCAGUUUAAAAUAUCCCAGCUUUCUUAAAGGUAAUUGACCCUGUAUUCUAAUUUGUGAUUUGGAACAUAUGAUACCAUACCUGGACCUGUAGGAAAUGACUGGCUCCAGAGAAGAUGCUUAUAGGGCACAAUAGAUCACUUGGAAGGCCUCCUCCUUUGAAACCUGGCCUCCCCACCUUAUCUCCUUUAGGAUGAGGUGUCCAGCCUGAUCCUAGGAGAGUUGUAAAGGAGCUCUUCCCAGAGCGUUGAUUGUCAGAGCAGAGCCCAUGGGCAGCUGCAGGAAGGAGCAGCAAAAUGGGCAUGGCUCAGAGAAGAGACUCAAGCUACAUGCACAUUGGCUGAAUCCUGUCAGGUUCACCUUGGAAUACCCAUUGUGAUGUCAUAUGGAGACACAGCCUUAAGGGAGAAGACUGUUUGGCUGAAAGGGGCAUGGGGUUGAGUAAUGGCGCUGAUUUGGGGGCUGGCAAUCCCACUGACACCAUAUGUCAGUUUUCUACUAUUAUUUGGUUUCCUUGUUUGGGGGCUUUGGGUACUGUUUUCCAGGAAACAGAGCAGGGAGCAGGUGGCAGCCAAUCCAGACUCGGAGACUUCAAAGCAGCAUAAAUUGAAAAAGAUCCAGAAAUUUACAGCUCCUCAGUGGGAAGAAAAUCUCAGGAUGGAUUGCACUGAUUCUAACCUGACAUGCUUUUCAGGACUCCCUGUGAGAUGGGCCCAGGAAUACAUACUCUGGUCAAUGGACAGGAGUUUUCAACACAUCUUCCAAUACCUGGAAAGUGCAAGAUCAAGUCUUAUGGAACUGUGUUUGCCUGAAUCACAGGAUAUGAUUACUUCUUCCUUCUCCUCCAUUUUUGUGGCUCAGGAGCCUGCUCUAACCUGUUGUGACUGUAAGAAGGCAAAACAUUCUACUGACCACAGCAUCUCUUCUGGAUCAUCAUGCAACAACUCCAGGCUGUCUCACCGUUCUGUUUUUUCUGAAAGAACAACCUGGCAAUUCCGGAGACAUAGUUUACCUAUUUUCCCCCAAAAGCAACCUUCUGUGUUCAGGAACCUAGGCACAUCCCUGCCUCCUUUUCAACUCUCAGAGCUUGAGAAGUCAAAACUAUCUCAGAAUUUGGCAACUCUUUCACUCUUAAGACCUCAAAGCUCUUUUAUCAACUCUGUUUUUGAAUCCCCAGAUCUCUGCAAACAACAAGAGAAAACAAAAGAUGAGAGAAGGAGCAAGAGUCAUUUGACAUCAGAUCAUGGGCCAAAUUCUAUUUUCAAGGAGAGACCGCAGUUCCCAGAGUGGGCUCCAAUCCAGCUCUCUCCUUUGGCUAGGUUGGAGUUAGAGGGACAUAUGGCUUGGAAGGUUUGUACUUUGCAGGAACAAACAGUUCCUCCGCCUGUGAGGGAAUCAUGGGCAAUGCUGAAUUAUUUAAUUGAGGUACAAGGAAGAGUCCCUGAACCAGAGAAACCCCAAAUCCAGUUAUCUAUGCCCAUUCAUCAACGCACUGAGCAAAAUAUCAACAAUAAAUCCCCAGGCCUUCCAUCAUUUCAGCUUCAUGUGGACACUGGAGUGGAAUCUGGAUUAAAUAGAACAGAAACAAAAAUUUCACAGUCAGUUAACCCAGGUAAGCAGUCACAACCUGGGGAUGGCCCCCAAAUCCUUGGAUCCAGGCCCUCAGUUACACCAAUGGGCACUCCACCUCCCAAAAGUUUAGGAGUUGACAAAAUUCAAAAGGAAACCACUUUACUGCAAAAGGACCCAAAACAUGUGCUAGAGCUUAGUAUAGAGCAGAGGGUCAUAGGUCUUCCAGAAAAAAGGGUACAGCAGCAUAAGACCCAAGUGACUAAUGUGGAAUUAACCCCAAGGGUACCAUACCAAGUCACAGAUAGCAUAAAAAUAACUCCAUUGGCAUUACUUCAAGUCAUGGAUUCAAUGGGGAUGAUCCCAGAAUCACAUACAGAAGUGAUAGAAUCUAUAGGUUUGUUCCCAUGGUCACCAAAUGAAGUUGUGAAACCAAUGGAAGCCAUGGAAACAGUGAGUGUAAGCCCCAAACCACCAAAUCAAGUUAUUGAAUCAGUGGAGGUAACCCCAAGACCUCAGCAUCAAAUUAUGAAAUCAAAGAAGAUGACCUCAAGGUCACCGAAUCAAGUCAUAGAUAAUGUGAAGGUAACUCCUGUGGGAUUACUUCAAGUCAUGGAUUCUAUGGGGAUGAUUAAAAAAUCACAUCCACACAUCACAGAGUCAGUGGGAAUGACCCCAAGGCCACAAUCUCAAGUCAUGGAGUCAGUGAAAAUGAAGACAUUGUUGGGCCAUCAAGUCAUACAACGAGAAAAGAUGAGUCCAAGGCCACAACGUGCAGUCAUGGAAACUAUAACACCAGGGCCACAGCACAAAGUUAUGCAAUCAGCGGGCACAACCUCAAGGCCACAAAGUCAAGUCAUAGAUCCACUGAAGAUUACUCCAGGGCCAAUAAGCCAAAACACAAAAUCAUUGGAAAUUAUCUCCAGGCCAUUGCAUCAAGUCGUGGAUUACAUGAAAGUAACUCCAGUGGCACUAUUACAAACCAUGGAUUGCAUGGGAAUAAUUCCACCAGCACAUGUUAUAGAAUCUGGGGGUUUGAUCCAAAAUGCACAGUCUCAAAUUGCAAAUUUAACCCCAAGGGCAACUCAACCAGAUGGUUUGACUUCUUCUAGCUUUCCAACUACUACUGGUCCACUUGGAGUUGUAGAAUCUGUGGGCUUACUGCCAAAGACAUCAUCUAAAGUCAUGGAAUCAGUAGGGACGAUUCCAACGCCAUCACAUAAAUCCAUACAUUCUCUAAAGGUAAUCCCAAUAUCAGUGGAGUUACCCAUGGGAAUGACCACAGCACCACAGUCACAAGUUGUAGAAACUCAAGAUUUGACCCCAAGGCCAAUAUCUCAAGUCAAAGAAUCUCUGGAGUUGUCAACUCCUGGGUCAUGGAUUCAAAUGCUAGGCUCUGUAGGGAUGACUCCACAACCACAUCAUCAAGGCACAGAAUCUAUGGCAUUAACCCCAGGGCCACCUCAUCAAGUCAUGGAAUCUUCAAGGUUGACCUCAUGGCAUCAAACCCUGGAAUAUUCAGAGAUGAGCCCAAGGCAAAGCCAUCAAGUUAUAGAAACUAUGGGAUUGACCUCUGACACAUGGCUACAAAUGAAGAAAUCUGUAGAGUCCACACAGUCAAAUCAUCAAAUGAUGGAAUCUUUAGGGACAAUCCCACAGUCAAUGGGUCAAGGUACAGAAUAUAUGGGAAUGAGCCAAAAGCCACUGCAUCGAGUCAAAGAAUCUGCAGUAAUGACUACUACAUCACUGCUUCAAGGUGUGAAACAUAUGGGGGCGAAGCCAAUGCCACAACUUAAAGUUACGGAUUCUAUGAAGUUAUCCCCAAGACUGCAAAAUGCAAAAUCUGAGAAACUGACCUUGGGACCAGAGUUGCAAAGUACAAAAUCUGCAGAUAUAAUCACAGGUUCAGUCUCACAAAUGGUAAAAUGUGGACAGCUGAUCCCAACUGUGAACUCAAUAGAACUGGCCCCAGAACUCCAACUGCAGAGUAUAAAGUCUAAUGAGUUGGCCCCCACACCACGGCUGCAAAGUGGGAAAUCUGUGCAACCAGCCCCAGGGUCUCAGCUUCAAGGUGUGAAAUCUGUCCAAUUAACCCUAGGACCACAACAGCAAAGUGAAAAAUCUGCUGAUUUAGCCCCAGCGUCACAGUUGCACAGUAAGAAAUCUAUAGAUUUGACUCCUAGUUCACGGUUUCAAGGUAUGGAAUAUGUUCGUUUGGCCCCACCACCAGAGUUGCCAUGUAUAAAAACUGUGGAGUUGAACCUAAGACCCCUACAGGAAGAUAUGAAAUCUGUGGAGUUGGCCCCAAAGCCAUGUUUACAAGAUAAAAGAUCUGAGGAGAUAGCCCCAGUAGUACUGCUUAAAGAUGCGAAAACUCUCCAAAUAGCAGAAUGUAGGAGGUUAAUCCCUGAGACACAAGCAGAAGGUAUAGAAUAUAAGGAGCCAAUCCCAGGGGCACACAUUCAAGCAGUAAAAUCUGUAGAGUUGAACCCCAAAUCAAAUCAUCAAAGCACAAAACCUGAAGGAUUGACCGCAUGGCAUCAAGCUUCAGAAUCUUUAGGGAUGGUCUCAGAGGCAGGAUAUCAAGAAGCAGAAGCAAAGUUGACCUCUGACACUUGUCACCACGUGAAAGAAUCUAUGGGGUGGAUACAACCAUCUUUAGGAAAUACCCCAGGGCCAUUAAGCCAAGCUUCACAAUCUCUGCAGAUGAACUCAAUGUCAUCCCAAGGUACUCUUGAGACAAUGCUCCAAACUGUAAAAGCCUUGGGGAAAACUCCAGUGUCACAACACAAAAUACAAGAACCUCUGGAAUUGGUACCAGGAUCAGAGUGGCAAGGUAUGAAAUCAGAGGUGUUGACUCCAGAGUUCCAAGAUAUGAAGUCUGUUCAUCUGAAGCUAGGACCGUAUUCAGACAUUGUGAACCAUGAGGAGUUGAUCUCAGAACCACAAUUUCAAAGUGUGAAAUCUGUGCCAUUGACCUCAAAACCACAGCCCAGAAGUGUAAAAUCUGAGGAGUUGACUCUAGGGCCGUUAACGCAUGAUAAUAAAUUUGUGAAUUUAACUGCACCACUGGAAGAAUCUAGGAGGUUAAUUCCUGAGACACCGUUACUACACAUUGAAUCAAGGAAACUGACCAUGGAACCAUAUUUACAAGUAAUGAAAUCUGUGGGUCUAACUUCCAGACCAAGGCAUCAAGGCACAGCACCCGCAGAGUUAGCUUCUGAGAUUUGGCCACAAGAGGAGGAAUCUGUGAAGCUGAUCCCACAGCAAGUCAUGGAAACUUCUGGGAUGAUGCCUAGGCCACAUUUUCAAAAGUUUUUAGACAUGACUCCAGAGCUAGGCUACCAAGACAUGGAAACUGUGAGGCCAACUUCAGAAGAUUUGCUCCAAGUGGUAUUAACACAAAAACCAACAGGUCAAGUUAUAGAAUCAGCAAGAAUGACUUUAAGGCCCCAUCUUCAAGUUACCGAGUUGUCAGAGAUACCCCUAACGUCAGAAUAUGAAAACACAGAAACUGUGGGGUUGGCAUUGUUUCAAGCUAAAAACAUCCAGGAGGCAAUGCCAGUACGACCAUAUUUGGAAAAAGAAGCUCUGGAGUUGACUUUAGGACCAAGGAUGCAAUGUGAGAAAUCAGAGCUACUACCGCAAAAUUUGAAAUCUGUGAAGUUAACCUCUGAGUCAUCCCCAUUAGUGGUAGGACCUAAACAGUUUAUUACAGGACCAAAACCACAUACUGCGGAGUUGACCUCAGAGCCACAGCUCUGGGGAGUAAAGUCCAGGCAGUUGGACCCAGAGCCACAAUUAAAAGAUGUGAACUAUGUUAAUUUAAUUCAACAGUCAACUACUACUGGAGUGGUAGAAUCUGAGAAGCUGAUACAAGAGCCAGCGCCACAAAGUAUAAUAUCAGAGGAAUUGGCUAAGGGAGCACAGCUCCAAGGUGUGAAAUUGACCCUAGGGCCACAGCUGCAAAGUAUCAGACUUCCCAAGUUACCUCCAGGGCCACUUCUUCAAGGAGAAAAACCUGCAGAUUUAAUCUCAGAGUCCCCACAUGAGUUGACCCCAGGUUUCCCAAUGCAAGAAAUCAAAUUGUCAGAUUUUACUCCAGGGCCAAAGCAUCAAAGUAUUAUAUCUGCACAGUUGACUCCAGAACCACAACCUCAAGGUAUGACAUUUGUGGAACUAAACUCAGGACCAUGCUUGCAGGAUGUCAGAUUUUCUGAUUUGACCCCAGAACCAAAGCAUCAAGAUUUCAAACAUGUGCAGUUUAUACAAGGAACACACCUUCAAGAUACAAAGUCUGUAGGGUUUGUAACAGAGUCAUCUUUGCAGGUAAGCCAAAGGCUCCCAGUUGAAAAUAUGAAAGCUAUUUUGUCUAUAGACGGAUCACAGUUUCACAGUGUGAAAUCCGUGAAAUUGACCUCAGAAUUACAAUUUCAAGGUAUGAAGUCUGAGGAACUGAAGCUAGGACCAACACAGCAAGAUGUCAAAUCUUCUGAAUCGACUUCAGGACCAAAGCUUCAAGGUGUCAAAUUUGGGGAACAAACCCCAGGAUCAAUGUUUUAUGGUCUAAAUUCUGUGGAGAUGACUCCAGAGUUAGGGCUUCAAGAUUCUAAAUUAGCAAAGAUGUCUCCAGAGCUUCAAGUCAGGAAACAGGUGGGGCUUAACCCAGGGCCAUGGCUAGAAGAUGUAAAAUUUUGUGAUCUGACAUCAGGAACUCAACCUCAAGGUGUGACAUCCUCAGAGUUAAACUCAGGGCCACAACUACAAUGUGUGAAAUUUUUUGAGUUGACCCCAGAGCUAAAGACGCAAGGAGGAAGAUCUAGGAAGUUGACCCCAGGACCUGAGCAACAAGGGGUUAAGCCUGAGAUGUUAGUACCAGAGCCAGUGUUUCAAGGUAUGAAAUGUGUAGCAGUAGACAAAAUGUCAAGCCUCAAAGGGGACAUUUCUUCUAAAUUAGUCUCAGAGCUACAAACACCAUUUAUAAAAUCUAUGACUAUGACUUCUAGGCUACAGGUGCCAAGUGUUAAUGAUUCUGAGUUGACCAGAAGACUACAGUUACAAGGUAUAAAAUUUUCUGAAUUGGUCCAGGGACCACAGUUGCAAGAUGUAAAACCUGUGGAGCAGACCCCGACCUCAAAGCUUCAAGGUUUAAAAUCCGAGGUGCUAACCCAAGAACUACAGCUGGAAGAUAUGAAAUCUGUGGAGAUAACCCCAGGGCCAAAGUUGGGAGGUAUGAAAUUAACACCAAAGCCACAACUAGGAGAUGUCAAAUCUAUGGUGUUAACCCCUGGGCCACAGAAGAGAGGUGUGAAAGUGGUGGAGCUGACCCCAGGCUCAAAAGUUCAAGGUUUAAAAUCUGAGUUGUCGACCUCAGAGUUAGAGAUAGAAGAUGUGAAAUCUGUGGCCUCAACUCCAAGACAAUGUCUAAGAGGUAUGAAAUCUGUGUUGCUAACUCCAAGUCCACAGAUGGAAGAUGAGAAAUCUGUGGAGAUAACCUCAGGGCCACAGAUAGAAGACAUCAAAUCUGUGAAAAUCACCCCAGAUUCCAAGCUUCAAGGUGUUAAGUCUGUUGAAUUGACUCUCCAUUCAAGAAUUCAAGAAUUCAAAACUGUGGAGUUAGUCCCAAGAACACAAGUGCAAGAUGUGAAAGCUGUGGAAUUGAAACUUGGGCCAAAGGUGCAAGGUGAAAAUUCUGUGCCUUUUGCACCUAAGUCAUUGCUCCAAAGGCCUCAACUGCAAGGUGUGAAACCUGAGGAACUGACUUCAGAGCCACAAAUGCAAGAUAUGAAAUUUGUGGAGGUUACCUCCUGUGUAAAGCUUCAAAGCUUAAAAUCGGUAGAGAAGACUCCAGAUCCAGAGCUGCAAUCUUUGGAUUGUGAAUCUGUGAAGUUGACCCCAAGGCCAAACAAGCAGGUAGCUAAAUCUGUAAAUGUAACCAGAAGACAAAAAUUUCAAGGAGCAAAAUUUGUGGAUUUAGCCUCAAGGCAACAUUUUCAAGGGAUGGCACUUGUGAAUUUAACUCCUGGACCAGAACAGGAUGGUGAGAUAUCUGUAAUCUCACCAGAGCAGCAAUGUGUGAAUUCACAGCAAUUGAGGAGAGGGUCUAGGUCAGAAGAUGCGAUGUCUUUGGGGUUAAUUCCAGACUUAAAAUCUAAAGGUGAAAAAUUAGUAGACCUCAACUUUGAGUUACACUCAAAAGGUAUGAAAUCAUUUGAAUUGACUCCAGAAUCAAAUAUUCAAGGUAUAAUACCUAAGGAGUUCAAACUUAAAUCACAGUUGCAAAGCAUAAAAUCCCCCAAGUUGACCCCAGGCCCACUGUUGCACCCAGUGAAAACCUCAGAGUCAACUUCAGAGCCACAGCUUCAAGGUGUGAAAACCGUUGAGUUAAAACAAGAGCCACAGCUUGAAAGUAUGAGAUGUGUUCAGUGGAUACCAGGACCUAACUUCCAGGAUGUGAACUCUGUAAGGUUAAAUCUUGGGUCACAAUCUCAAAGUGUCAAAUCUGCAGAGUUGAAAUCUUUGAUACAGUUAAGAAAUGUGAAGUCAUCUGAGUUGACUCUAGGGCCAAAAAUUCAAGGUGCAACAUAUAUGGAGUUCAACCUUGGGUCACAGUUGCAGAGUGUGAAAACCCCUGAGUUGCCCCCAGGAUCACAGCCACAAAAAGGGAAAUUGUUGGUGUCAACCUCAGAGCCACAGCUUCAAGGUGUGAAAACUGUGGAGUUAAACCAAGAGCCACAGCUUAGAAGUAUGAAAUCUGUUCAGUGGAUACCUGUACCAGAGUUUCAAGGCAUAAAAUCUCUGCUAAAUCUUGGGUUACAAUCUCAGUGUGUCAAACCAGCAGAACUGAAACCUUUGAUACAGUUAAGAGAUGUGAAGUCAUCCACACUGACCCCAAGGCCAAAGCUCCAAGGUAUACCCCAGGAACAUCAGCCGCAAAAUUUUGAUUUGAAACCUUGUCUUCAGGUUAGAAGUAUAAAAUCACAUGACCUGACUUCGAGGUCUAAGCUCUGUGAUAUAAAAUCUCUGUUAUCCAAAUCUAGGCUUCACUUGCAUGCUGGGAAAUCUCCUAAGUUGACCCCAGGACCACAGCUUCAAGUGAAACCCUUACAGUCUUUCCCAGGAACACAGCUUCAAGGUGCGAAGUCUCCAGUGCUUACCCAAGAACCACAGCUUCCUGAGGUGAAAUUUGGGGUAUUCAGCCAAGGGUCACAAUUACAAUGUGAUAAAAGUAUAGAGUUGAAUUCCCCACUACACUUGAAAAGUAUGAUGUCAUCUGAGUUGACUCUUCAGACAAAGCUUCAAGGUAUGAAAUCUGAGGAUUUCAACUCUAAGCCACAGGUGCAAGGUCUAAAAUCUUCUAAGUUGCCACCUGAGAUGAAGUCCCAAGAUAUGAAAUUUACUGAGUUAAACAACAGCUCACCGUUGCAAGGUAUAACAUUUUCUAAAUUGACUGUAGGGACAAAGAUUCGAGGUGUCAAAUCUACAGAUUUCAACUCUGGGCCAUUGUUUCAAGGUAUCAAAUCUUCUGAAGGGACCUCAAAGACAAAGCUUCAAUAUGUAAAACAUAAUGAAUUGAGCCCCAGUCCCCAGUUGCAAGGUGUGAAACCUUCUGAGUCAAUACUGGGGACAAAGUUUCAAAAAGUGAAACCAGUGGAAUUCAAGUCAGGCCUACAGUUGCAAGAUAUGAAGUCUUCUAGCUUGAUCAUGGGUAUAAAGCUUCAAGAUGAAAAAUCUAUGAAUUCCAGGUCUGGACCACACUUGCAGAGUGUGAAAUCUUCUAAAGUGAUCUCAGGGGAAAAGCUUCAAGGUGUGAAAUCUGUAGAAUUGAAAUCUGGUCCAAAGUUACAAGGUGAGAAAUCUUCCAAUUUGAACCUAGGGAGGAAGUUUUCAGGUGUGAAAUCUGUAGAGUUGGACUCAGGCCCACAGUUACAAGAUAUGAAGUGUUCUGAGCUGAUCAUGGGUAUAAAGCUUCAAGACGUAAAAUCUAUGGGGUGCAGUUCUAGACCACACUUUCAAGGUAUAAAAUCUUCUGAGGUGAUCCCAGGGACAAAGCUUCGAGAAGUGAAAUCAGUGUUCAACGCUGGACCACAAAUACAAAGUAAAAAAUCUUCUGAGUUGACUCAAGAGACAAAGCUUCAAGAUGUGAAAUCCUUAGGGUUCAACCAUGGUGCAAAGUUACAAGGUGGGAAAUCUUCUGAUUUAACCCAGGGGAGGAAGCUUCAAGGAGUGAAAUGUGUGGAGUUCAACCCUGAACCACAGAGACAAGGUGAGAAAUCUGACUUGACACUAAAGUGGAGGCCUCAAGAUUUGAAAUCUGUGGAAUUAAAGCCUGUUCUACAGUUACAAGGUGUGACAUCUGCUGAGUUAACACCAGAGACAAAACUUCAAAGCAGAGAAUCUGUGAAGUCCAUCACCACACCAAUGUGGCAAGAUAUGAAAUCUUCUGAGUUGACUCUAGGUACAAAGGUACAAGAUGUGAAAUCUUCAGGGUUCAACUCAGCCCCACAGUUACAAGAUAGGAAACUGUCUAUGUUGACACAAGGGGCACACCUUCAAGGUGUGAAAUCUAUGGAAUUCAACCCUGGGGCAAACGUGCAAAGUGCAAAAUCUUCUGAGUUGUGCCUAGGAACAAGGCUUCAAGGUAUGCAGUUCAAUACUGGACCACAGUUGCAAGAGAUGAAAUCUGAGUUGAGCAUGGAGAUGAAGCUUCCAGAUGAGCAAUUUCUGGAAUUCAACCAGGAACCUAAAUUGAAAGGUGGGAAAUCCUCUGAGCUGAAUCCAGGGCCACUGCAUGAGUGUACAAAUUUUAUGGCAUUCAACACUGGGCCAGAAUUGCAAGGUGUAAAAUCUUCUGAGUUGAAUCCUGGGCCAGAGUGUCAAGGUAUAAAAUCUAAGGUGUUCUGCCUUGGGCCACAUUUCCAAGGUGUGAAUUCUUCUGCAUUCAUUUCAGAACCAAAACUUCAGUGUGUAAAUUCCAUUGGAUGUAACCCGGGACCACAUUUCCAAGGUGUUAACUCUUCUGAAUCAACUUCAGUUUCAAAACUUCAAGAAAGGAAGUCUUGUGAGUUGAAUCCAGGGACAGAGAUUCAAAAUGAGACAUGUAUAGUGUUCAACCCUAGACCACACUGGCAAUGUCUGAAAUCUGAAUUGAUUCCAGGGUCAAAGUUUCUAGGUGUAGCACCUCUGGAAUGUAACCCUGGGCCACAGAUACAGAGUGUAAAUUCUUCAGAGUUGAAUCCAGAGCCAAAAUUACAGUGUACAAAUUCUAUGAAAUACAAACAUGGACCACGCUUGCAAGUAAAAUCCUUUGAGUUGACUUCAGGGACAAAAUGUCAAGAUAUGGGCUCUGAGGUGAAUCCAGGGACAGAGAUUCAAUGUGAGACAUCUAUGGUAUUCAAUUAUGAACCAUAUUUGCAAAGUUUGAAAUCUGAAUUGAUUCUAGGGUCAAAGUUUCUGGGCGUAGCACCUUUGGACUGCAACCCUGGGCCACAGAUGCACUGUGUAAAUUCUUCUGAACUGAAUCCAGGGCCAAAAUUACAAUGUGUAGAUCCUAUGGAGUGCAAACUUGGACUACCCUUGCAAGGCGUAAAAUCUUUUGAAUUGACUUCAGGGACAAAAUGUCAAGAUAUGGGCUCUGAGGUGAAUCCAGGGACAGAGAUUCAAGGUGAAACAUCUAUGGUAUUCAACCAUGGACCACAUUUACAAUGUCUGAAAUCUGAAUUGAUUCCAAGGUCAAAGUGUCUGGGUAUAGCACCCAUGGACUGCAACCCUGGGCCACAGAUGCAGUGCGUAAAUUCUUCUGAGUUGAAUCCAGGGCCAAAAUUGCAAUAUGUAGAUUCUAUGAAGUGCAAACUUGGACCACCCCUGCAAGGUGUAAAAUCUUUUACAUUGACUUCAGAGACAAAAUGUCAAGGUAUGACAUGUUCUGAUUUGAACCCAGGGCCAGAACUUCAAGGUAAAAAAUCUGUUAUGUUCAACCCUGUGCAACAUUUACAAGAUGUAAAAUGUGAAUUGACUGCAGGGACAAAUUUUGAAGGUAUAACAUCAACUAAGUUCAACUGUGGUGCAGAGAUGCAAGGUAUGAAUUCUUCUCAGUUGAAUUCAGGGUCAGACCUUCAAUGCACAAAUUCUAUAAAGUUUAAUCCAGGGCCACAGUUGCAAGGCAUGAAACCCUCUGGAUUGAACCCUGGCUCAGAAUCUCAAGGUACAAAAUCUAUCUUGUUCAACCCUGGACCAUAUUUCCAAGGUGUAAAAUCUGCUGAGUUAACUCCAGGGACAAAGUUUCCAGAAGUCCAAUUUUUGGACAACCACCUUGGGUCACAGCAACAAGUUAUACAAUCUAUGUUCACUUUGGGCCCUCAGUUAAAUGGCGUGAAAUCUGUGCUAUUUUUACCAGAGCCACUACUUGAAGAUGUAAAGUCUGUUAAGAUGAAGAAAGAGCCAUUGCUUUGUGGUGCAAAUUCUGUGAAAUCGAUUUCAGGCUCUGAGCUACAGGACUUGAAAUGUGGGGUGUUUGCACCAGAGCUGUGUUUUCAAGAUGUGAAAUCUCUGGAGUUGAAACCAGGGCCACAACCUCAAGAUGUGAAUUGUAAGAAUUUGAUUUCUUGCCCUAGGCAGAAAUCUAUGAUGUUUGUAUCAGAGCCAUGUUCUCAAGAAAUGAAAUCUAUGAAGUCAAACCUAUUGCCACAACCUCGAAGUGCGAAUUCUUCAGGGUUGUCAUCGUGCCUCAGCUCACAAAGUGUUAAAGCUGAGGUCUUUGUACCAGAGCCAUGUUUUCAAGAUGUAAAAUCUGUAGAAUUGAUACCAGGGUUCCAACAGCAAGGUAUGAAUUGCCGAGAGGUGAUUUCAGGAGGGCAAGGUAUGAAAUCAGUGGUGUCGGCAUCAGAACCAACUAAGAAGUUCAUACCAGGACCAAGGUUGACUAGUGUCAAAUUUUCAAAUUUGUCUCCAGAAUCACAGCAACAAGGUGUGAAAUCGAUGGAGUUUACUCCAAAAGCAAAGUUGCAGACUAUAAAACAUGUGAAAUUGUCUUCAGUGUCUCUACAGCAAGAUACAAAAUCUGUGGAGUUAGCACCAGGGUCAUUGCUUCAAAGAGUGAAAUUUGAGAAGCUAACUCCGAGAACAAGCUAUCAAAUGACUGACUCCUCUGAGAUAAUCCCUAGGCCAGGGCAUCAGUUUGUAAAAUAUGCAGAGACGAUCCCAAAGCAAAGGCAUGAAGUCCCUAAAUCUGAGAAUUUGAAUUCAAUGCCAAUUUAUCAAGUCACAGAACCUUCAGAAAUGGCACAAAAGUUGGCACAUCAAGGCACAGAAACUGUAGAGAAAUCUGUAGGGUUGAACCCAAAGCCAACAGGUAAAGCCAUGGAAUCUUCAGGGAUGCCUCUGGAGCUGGAUCUUCAAGUACCAGAAUUUAUUGAUCUGUCUCCAGUACUAAGGGAUCAAGGUUCUAAAUCCUUAGAGUUAACUCCAGAUAAAAGCUACCAAAUCCCAGAAACUCUGGAGUUGCUCACUCAGUCACGGCCUCAAGUCAAGGAUUUGGGGGAAUUAUAUACAAGGUCACUACAGCAAGUUGUGGAAUCUGAAGGGAUGACCCAAGAGCCCAAGUAUCACAUUACAGAAACUACAGGGUUGACUUCCAAGGCUAGGCUGCAAAGGGAGGAAUUCCUUGGAAUGACUCCAAAGCCAAAAAGUAAAGCAACUGGAUAUCCAGAGAGAACUCCAAGGCCCGAUACUCAAGCUCUAGACUCUGUGGAGGUGACCUCUGAGAAAAGACUGCAAAGGGAAAAAUCUGUAGUAUUGAUAACAAAGUCAUUACAUCAUGUCCCAGAAUUUUCAGAGAUGACACCAGGGCUAGGAUACCAAGUUCCUGAAUCUGUGGAGUCGACUUCUGAGAUAGGGCUACAAGUGGAGGGACCUAUGGAAUUGAUUCCAAAGCCAUGGCAUCAUGUGGGAUCUUCAGAGAUAAUAUUAGGGUCAGGACAUCAAAUUCCAGAAUUUGUAGGUUUGACCUCUAAGCAAUUGCUUCAAAGGGAGGAAUCUUUAGAGUUGCCCCCAAAGCAAACAAAUCAAGUUGCAGGACAUGCAGAAUCUGUAGAGCUCACCUCUGACACAUGGCAGCAAGGGGAGCUAUCAAUGGGACUAACACAGUCACAGAAUCAAAGUAUGAAACAUUCAGAGAUAGCCCCAGAACCACUGGGUCAAAUUACAGAAUUUAUGAGGAUUAGUCCAAAGCCACUGGAUCAAGUCACAGAAUCUACAAAGACACAGCUCCAAGUUGCUCAAUCAAUAGGAGUAACCCCAGUAGCCCCCCCAAAAGUUGCUGAAUCUGUGACAGUGACUCCUGGGCCACCACUUCAAGUUGUGAAGUCUGUAACAUUAACGCCAGGGCCAACCUCUCAAAUGAGAGACUAUGUUGAGUUGAUGCCAAAACUGCAAGAUAUGAGACCUUCAGAGUUUACUUCAAGGCUAUGGUUGCAAAAUAUGAAAUCUAAGAAAAUCACAGAGACAAGACACCAAAUUUUGGAAAUAAUGGAGUUGACAGGGUUUCAAAUUGUAAAGACUAUGUUAAUCCCAGGGCCACCACUUCAAAUUGUAAAAUCUGAGGAAUUAGCACCAGGACCAGUGCCUCAGGUUGUAGAACCAACAGGAGUAGCCCUAGGAUUGGGGCUUGAAGUAAUGGAUUGUUUGGAUUUACUCCCAAGGCCACAUCUUCAAGAACUGAUAAAACCUGUAGAAUUAACUCCAAGGCCAAAGGCUGAAGUGAAAUCUGCAGAAUUAACCUCACGGCCAACAUCUCCAUUUGAGAAACCUACAGUAUUGACCCAUGAACAAGGGUUUCAGCGUAUGAAAUCUAUAGGGAUAAAAGCAGGGCCUCCUCAAGUCAUGGGAUCUGAGGAUUUGAAUCUAGGACAAGUGUAUCAGAAUAGGGAAUCUGAGGAGUUGACAUUAGGGGAAGAGUUACAAGUAAGGAACUAUUUCUCUAGGUUUCUAUACAACUCUUCUAACUCACUCAUCUCAAGCUCUAUCAAAACAACAUCUGAUUUAGGAGGCCUUUGGGAUUCUGAGAUGCCAGAAGUAUCAAGAACCUUGGAUAUAAAAAACCCUGGGAGAGAUAUUUUGCAGCCUGAAGAGUCCUUUAUAGACCCUGCUAUGAUACAAUCUUCAACACUUCCCUUGUCUUUUUGUAAUCAACCCUCUGAUAAGACAGCUAACACUGUAGAAACCCCACAUUCUGAGAUCCCAGGAGUAGAUGUCACAUCUCAGGAGAAGACUAAGAGUAAGCAGGUGGAGGAGCUAGAGAACUUUCUCCAAGCCCUCUCCCAACAUCCACCACAAAGCUGGAAAUCACCAUCUAGGACCUUCCAGGCAGGAUCAAGGGCUCGAAGAAGCCUUACCUGGUCUGUCCUGGGCAGACAACGGAAUGUCUGGGAGAAUCACUCCUGGAGGCAGCGACUACCUAGAAAAUAUCUCUCCAAUAUGCUAAUGCUAGGGAAUGUCUUGGGGACCAUUAUGGAAAGGAAGCUUCGUUCUCAAACAUCUUUAACAGAAAAACCCAUUGCAGAUACCCGUCAAUCUAUUCAGAAUUUAUUUGGGGUUCCAGCUGAACUGAUGGAAUUUUCCCAGAGUCUGCUAGAGAAGGGUCAAGGUACUAUUUCUUGGCCUUCAGUGGUCAAAAACUAUAUUCAGAGGCAUACUUCAUGCCAAGGUCAUGAGAAAAGAAUGGCCUUAAGGAUGUGGACACGUGGCUCCAUGUCCUCUAUAAUACAGCAAUACUCUGGGACUAGAGUGAGAAUAAAGAAAACAAACUCAAAGCUCAGUGAUAUAUCCCAGGAAGUCAUUCAGCACAUGCCUGUUUCAUGUACAAAGGGCCAGUUUCCUACCCCAGUAAUGUCAGAAUCUACCUUCAAUAUAUUUUUCACUAGGAAAGAUCCUGUUCCAGUGAAAGAGAGUGAGAACUCACAGAGUGAUUCACAGGUGAGGAUUUUUGAGUCCCAACACUCCCUCAAGCCAAGUUAUCUUUCCCAGGACAAGACUGACUUCUCAGAACGGUUCCAGCUGUUACAAGAUCUGCAGCUAAAAAUAGCAGCAAAAAUGUUAAGGAGUCAAAUACCCCCCAAUGUACCUCCACCUCUAGCUUCAGGUCUGGUCCUACAAUACCCUAUCUGCCUACAGUGCGGCCGAUGUUCAGGAUUUAAUUGCUGUCAUAAAUUACAGGCUACUUUUGGGCCUUAUCUUCUUAUCUAUCCACAGCUCCACCUUGUAAGCACUCCUGAAGGCCAUGGAGAGAUUAGGUUGCAUCUUGGCUUUAGGUUGAGAACUGGGAAAAGACCCCAAAUCCCAAAGUAUCAUAGAAAAGACAGAUCCAUCACACCAAGGAGUCCUAUAUCACCAUCACUAAGGAAAGCCAAAAUCUAUGCUCGAGUCUCCAAGAAUUCUACUUCUACAAGAGAUUUCCAGUCUGGGUCUUCUCAGUCUCCUACUCCUGUACAAGUCCACAUCAGGCGAAGGCAAUGGGGCAGCCCUGACCUAGCAGGAAAGACAGAAAUUAGAGAUCUUGGGCAUUAUGAAUUCACUCGAGUUCACUCUCUACCAGCAAGUGACUCUGAAAGCGAUCAGGAUGAAAGAUGGGCUACAGUAAGAACCAAAAAGACCCAUGAUUCAAAAUAUCCAAUGAAAAGAAUCACCAAGAGAGUUAGAAAGCAAAACACAAAGUUCUGCACAAACAGUAGAACCCUAAUACAGAGUCCCUUCAGGGAAUUACCAGCCCAGUUAAGAAGGAAGCAGAAUGGAGCAUCUCAGACAACUACUGCCUCUCAGACAACUACUGCCUCUUUACAUAGACAACCUAAGAAAUCCUCGAAACCCAAAUUCAUUCAGCUGCUUUUUCAGGGCCUAAACCAGGCAUUCCAAACAGCACAUAGAAUGGUGGCUUUUUUUGAGCAAAAGCCUGAGAAAAGGACAAGACCAGAUUAUUUGCAGUCAAGGAAAAACUACCAUCCAAAACAAAAAGCCAGAGACUAUUGUUUAUCAAGAGAUAUCAAAAGAGACAGGACGCCAGUUGUCAAGCGACAGCCAACUGACUCAGCCACUAAGCAAGAGAGCAUAUUGUGGGGAGAAACAGACCAAUCCAGAUCAGCUCAACAACCAAAAAGAGAUAGGUCUUUCCGACACAGGUCUAUCCAAGUGCCCAAGCCCACAGUUUCCCAAAGAAAUACCACUUUCAAAACCACCUCAAUCAGACCACCUUUGGGUGCCGUUCAAAAUGACAAGAGCAGCAGAGCUAAGAAAAAUUUCUACAGAAAUGAAAUCUCUAGCCAGGAGUCCAGGAACUCCAAAACAAGAACCAGAGUUCAGGCCCAAGGGAGAAUCCUCCGUGGUUUUCCCAUGAAGAAAACCUCACAUGGUCACCUUAAAGAGAAACCCACACACGAGGAACGAAACCAUCACAGCAUCUACAAGGAAAGAACCCCAUAUAAUUCCUCCGAAAGGAGCCAAUGCAGUCCCUCUGAGAGAAGCCAUCGCAGCCCCUCUGAGAGGAGCCAGCACCGCCCCUCUGAGAGGAGCCAUCGCAGCCCCUCUGAGAGGAGCCAUCACCGUCUCUCUGAGAGGAGAUGUCGCAGCCCCUCUGAGAGGAGAUGUCGCAGUCCCUCUGAGAGGAGCCGUCACCGUCCCUCUGAGAGGAGCCAUCGCAGCCCCUCUGAGAGGAGAUGUCGCAGCCCCUCUGAGAGGAGAUGUCGCAGUCCCUCUGGGAGGAGAUGUCGCAGUCCCUCUGAGAGGAGUCAUCCUUGUCCCUCUGGGGGAAGCCCUCGCAGUCCCUCUGAAAGGCCAACUGCAGUCUCUUUGAGGAAACCCGUCGGAGUCCCUCUGAGAGGAGUGGACACAGUCAUUCCGAGAGAAUCGGUCACAGUCCCCCUAAGGAAAGACUCAAGCACAGCUCCCCAAGGGAGAGGCCCAGACAUAGUUUGUUUAAAGAUUUCAGGAGUUACUCAAACAUAA